UUGUGUACACACCAUAAAUACCGAAAUAAUUUUUGAGUUUACAACAAUUUUCGAGAACUUUUCACAGAAUCACAGUAAAAGAAGUUGAACUUUCUACAACAGUUUGCAAGUUUACGACAAAGAAGAUGGACAGCGAUGACAGUGAUGUCAUGGAAGGAUCCUCGGAUGAAGAAGGAACUCUGAGCGAGUUCCAGCAAGCCGCUGAAAGGGUCCAGAUGCUGGCUGCUGGUCUACCAAAAGAGAAACUCUUACAUUUGUAUGCACGUUACAAGCAGGCGACCGUUGGUAAAUGUAACACAUUGCGACCGGGUCUCUUUGACUUCCAAGGCAAACAAAAAUGGGAUGCGUGGCACGGGCUGGGUCACAUGACAAAGGAGACUGCCAAGGCAGAGUAUGUCUCUGCAGUCCAGGAACUAGACCCGGAAUGGAAAAUUAUUGAGCACAGAGGAGGGGGAGGAGCUAUGCUUGGAGUGGGGGUCAGCACUAUGUGCAGGGCAGAGGAGGAUGUAAGUGAUGUGAAUAAGACAGCUUUUGACUGGUGUAAAGACGGAAACCCGGAACAGAUGAAGUAUCUACUGGACACAGGCAAGGCAGGCAUAAAUGAGAUUGACGAAGAGGGAAUGAGUUUACUACAUUGGGCUUGUGAUCGUGGUCAUGUCAACGUAACGCAAGCAUUGUUGGACCAUAAAGCAGAUGUAAAUGUACUAGAUGCCGAAGGGCAAACGCCAUUGCAUUAUGCUGCUGCCUGUGAACAUAUACCGAUAGUGGAGCUUCUUCUUAAGCAUGGAGCAAAUCGUAAAAUAAAGGACAAUGAGGGCUGCACGCCACUAGACACUACCUCAGACAAAGUCAUCCAGAAAAUGUUGGCUGUCCACUAACAGUGACUUGAGAGGAGGCUAGCAGUUUGGAGGUUAAUGGGACUACGUGUGCAACUAUUUGUGUGCAACAGACAACACGUCUCUGCAGAGAAGUAGUCUUGAUUCAAGGUGAGAUCUUUGGAAAGGUAUGAGUGACAUGUGGUUUGUGUUUGGAGGCUACAGUCUACAAGAACAGUGUCCAGCUUGCUGGUGCAAUAUUGUGUUACGGACGUGUCCUACGCCUCAGUGAUGACAACUUUGUGCCACAGCCUUGUUGAGGAUGCAGACUUUGGCCUCGUUUUAACAUCUGAAGUCACAUUUUGAGGCUCGUGAAUUAGGCCAGAUACCAUCCUUGAGCGAAUGUCUGGGUCCGUAGGAAAUGCACCUUUGACCUGGCAUUCAUUUGACACGGAGAUUUGCAGUCAUUUCACAUGAUACAUACAGUAUGUGUAUUAGAUAAAUACAGCAGUACAUGGUGUACACAUUAUGCACCGUACCCUGCAUGCAGACGGUCGAGAGUGCAAGCUGACUGUUCAUCACCUUUGAGCUUGGACCAAUCACAAGCCUGAUAGAAGCUUACCUCACAGCACGGUUAUCCAAUGAAAUCAUUGGGCCUGUAUGACCAGUGCCUUUCUUUAGUAUAAAGACAGGGAACCAGUCUAAUUUUGGCCAGGCAUAACUGUCCACUCACACAUGUGAUUGGUUGAGAUCCCAAGGGCUAUAUAACAAAGUGUUGUUGAGUCACAGCCCUCUGUCAUCUCAUGGUGAACUUUUCACGGUGCGGCCAUCUUGCUUAUUCUUCUAUUCAACCUAAUGUAGCGUAGCCUUGCUACCAUGGGCAGCGUGUUGUAUCGAUACCUCUCGUCACUUACCCCUGGCAGGGAUGGACUGAGAAACAACACUGAUUGGCUCCCAAGGGUGACUACUUUGCAUACACUCUGUUUAAAAAGUUUUGAGCGCUUGUAUGGCGCUAAGUAGAAAAGGCAAGUACUGUUUUGACGAGAUUCCAUUUAAGUAGGAUUUGAAACUUUGCAUGGUGGAAAUACAAUAUGGAAAGGUUUGUGGUAACACCAUGUA
Molecule: messenger RNA, 1934 nt
Organism: Asterias rubens (European starfish)
Lineage: Eukaryota; Metazoa; Echinodermata; Asteroidea; Forcipulatida; Asteriidae
Product: acyl-CoA-binding domain-containing protein 6-like
Exons: 7
Coding region: 126-878 (250 amino acids)
Molecular function (GO): protein binding; fatty-acyl-CoA binding
Source: RefSeq, a predicted model, not a curated record